GGCACGUCCUGCACGUGCCGCCUGUGAGUCCGUGUGUCCUCAGUAGAGAGCGCCCGCGGGUCACUGACAGUCAGCUGGUGCAAACGUCACAUGACUCCAGCAUGGAUCUCCACCAGAGACCUGAACGGACGCUCGCCCUGAUGGGGAAACGAGAAUCCCGGAGUGUGUGUUUGGAAUAAGCGGAGCGCGAGCAUGCCUACGCUGCUGCAGAAGCUCCUCGGCAAGAGAGCCGUCGGUAACGACAGCCCCCGGGACUGCUGUACGGCGACGGAGCAAUGUUGGGCAUCUGCUGAGUUUGAUCUAGCUCAGAUCAGGUUGAUAGUGUAUCAAGACUGUGAGAGAAGAGGGCGCCAGGUUCUCUUUGACUCCAAAGCAAUACACAAACUGGACACAUCCGAGCCGACUGCUGAUGAAACCAAAACCCCCCCGAACCGGAGUGGUGCUUACCAUAUCGGCAGUCAAGCAGGCGAGAAAGACAAGCCUCCUUCAUAUCAGUAUACCAGACCAGCUCCAGAUGUGACCAUGCUCGGAGAAAUGAUGUUUGGCUCAGUUUCCAUGAGUUAUAAGGGUUCAACGCUUAAAAUUCACCACAUCCGGUCUCCACCGCAGCUGAUGGUCAGUAAGGUUUUUUCAACCCGGUCUGGAAGCAGCACUUCUGAAAGUACAAAUCCGCUACAAGACAGUUUUGAGUCGAUGAGCCAAACUUUUCCUAGUCACACCAGCAGCAUAGGAGUUUGCCGCGUGCCUAGCGCUCCUCUGCCCUGCCUGGCUCGGAGCGCGUCUUUCUUUGCAGCCCACAGUAAUCCAGUGGACAUGCCAAGCAGAGGACACAGUGAGGACGGGGACAGUGGCAUUGCUCGCUCAGCAUCUCUGAGCAGUUUGUUGGCCACUCCCCUACCAUCACCUGGCUCCUCCUUCAGUAGUGGUUUGUCCAGCAGUUACCAACGCCGAUGGCUCCGUAGCCAGGCCACCAGUCUUCAGCAUGGCCCCGUGCCUCGCUGGAACACUGAAGAAAUGUUCAACUUGUCUGACGAGAGCUGCACCUCCAACCCUACGAUGAUCCGGAGGAAGAAGAUUUCCAUCAGCAUUAUCAUCAGCCUCCCGGAAAGAGAGGAGGAAAACCACAAUUUCCAGGAGUUUUUCUUCUCACACUUUCCUCUGUUUGAGUCUCACAUGAACAGACUCAAGGCCGCCAUCGAGAGGGCUAUGAUUGUGUGCAGAAGGAUAGCAGAGUCCAGUCAGCGAGUGCAGGUCUAUCUGUGUCGAGUGAUGGAAGCACUGGGAGAAUUCAGGAUGACGGUGUGGAACCUGUACAUGGCUCCCCGCAUCAGCGAGCCAGUCUGGCUUUCCAUGAUAUCGCAAAGUACAGAGCGAAGCCUACUGUGUCAGCGCUUCCUGAAGGAGAUGAGUUUGCUGAUGGAACAUGGAGCCAAGAGCCAGUUUCUCUCAGCUCUCCUUACUGCUGUUCUCACACAUCACUUAGCCUGGGUUCCCACAGUGAUGCCCAGCAACCUGCCGCCAAUCAAAUCUGCCUGUCAGAAACCAGCCUCCCAGACAGUGGACCAGUUGGCUAAAUCUCACCCGUACAACCCACUGUGGGCUCAGUUAGGUGAUCUGUAUGGUGCUUUGGGCUCUCCUGUGAGAGUGUGUCGAACGGUGGUUGUGGGACGCAGGAGGGAACUGGUUCAGCGAGUCUUGUAUGUUCUGUCCUACUUCAUUCGCUGCUCAGACCUGCAGGAACAUGUGCAACCACAGAUGGACAAUCCAGCCUGUCCCUGCACCUCUCAAACCACUGAUCCCACCCCUGAAAAACCAGACCCAUUAAAGCCUACUGCUUGUGUUAUUGGAACGAGUGAAAAAGCACUGAACUCAGACUUGGGUAAUGCUAUUCCAGGCACCUCAGUAGAACAAAACCAUGAGAUACUUUUGACUGAUACUAAAUCAACCAGUCCAUCCCCCAGUGUGGACUCGACCACUGUCAGGCCUGAAUUUACAGAAAUGGCACAGGAAUGUUUCGGAGAAGACAGUGACUCUGUUGGAGACGGAUUAGAGCACAUUUUGGCCAAUCAGAGUCCUCUUUUGCAUCGGGUGCAGUUUCACAUUGGCAGUCCCAGUGAGAUGGCGAAUUACGGACAACCCGGUGGUCUGACUGGGGCAGGGUGUGGACACGGACUGGACAGGAAGUUGCAUCAAAGGCUUUUGAGUGACAUACAGAGGAACGAGAGUUCAGAUAGUGCACUAGGUGACAGUGGUGAUGAGGAAGCAUUGCUUCGAGAACUGUACAUGACUACAGAACAAAACGAGUACGAGUUACCUCUACCAAGUUGUCUGGUAGAGAGUCGAGCCAAUGUUAAUCAUUUUGGGCGUUCUUUGCUGGGUGGGUACUGUCCUCAGUACAUGCCUGACUUUGCCUUGCAUGGAAUCAGUUCUGAUCUCAGGCUCAAACAGUGCCUCAUGGCUGACCUCGAACACACUGUUCUCCAUCCGUCGCUGGAUGAACCAGUGGCUGAGGCUCUAUGUAUCGUGGCGGAUACAGAUCGAUUGAGUGUGCAAGUGGUGACGAGUCAAAAGCGCAUGUGCGAGGGCGGGCGGUUGGGCAGGGACGUGAUGGUGUCCAACCUCGUACACACGCUCAUCACAUCAGUUCUGCAGCUUUAUGCGCUCAACAUCGCCUCCGACUUUUGUGUGAUGCAUCUGGAAGACCGGUUACAAGAGGUGUAUUUUAAGAGUCGAUCCUUAGCAGAAUAUCUGAGGGGACAAACCAGGGUCCAUGUGAAAGAACUGGGUUUGACACUUGGGAUUGAGUCCAGUGACAUUCCAUUGGUUGCCGCAGUGGCCAGCACACACUCGCCCUACGUGGCCCAGAUCCUUCUUUAAAUAGACCAUGCAAGAUUUAUUACACUUUUAGGACCAAUCGAAAUGUGUUCCUGUUCUGCGUGGACCAGCAAGGAUCUGACCACUAUCAGAUGACCACACCAAUCAUGAUGCACUGUGCUCGACAACCAAUCAGAGCCUACACCCAGCCUUAAUAUGCCAAUCAGAAUGCCUCGUUUGUCCAGCUGACUGUCUAUUCGGUGUAUGUACGUACAAAUGUGUAUGCUUUAAUCUCAGAAAGAUGAGAACGUUUACAGAAAGGGGGAAGAGGUAGAUCGGAGUGUGAUAUUAAACUGUUACUGUUCAUCACUGGUCAGUCCACAGAUCGUGGAUUACAGUAUUAAUCUGGUGCUACUAUUGUGUCAAAGGCUUACUAAAGAACACGCACACUUUUGCGCUCUGUCCUUGUGAAUGCUUUGUUUCUUUUAGUGGUGUAUUGCACUGAAAGACAAGUGUCACAGCAAUAGAACCCCAGGUUUGUGACACUAGAAAUAAAAUACAUUUACAUUUUUUUUUUUAAUUGUUCCACUUUAAAGACAUAGAGAAAGAUGGUUAUUUUUGAUAUUUUCAAAGAAUAUUCUACCUCAAGUAAAAGAUCUGAAAGUGGCCUGUUGUGAAUUUAUGGGAUUGAUUAGUCAGUAUUAUAUCAAGAAUGCAGUGUGCAGAUAUCGUCAUUGAGUAUAUACUUAGAAGCUGCAUUUCGGAUUGAAACAAGCCUGUUUUUCAUGUCUCUAGUGUAUUUCUGUACUAAAAGUAAAUGUAAAAUUGUCUUGCAUUUUUAUAAUUUUUUUAUCGAGGUUGAACUUUUAACACUAAGGUUUUGCCACUUUCAGUAGUCUCUUGUUUUCCUUUUGGUCUGUUUUGUGCAUGGUGUUUACACGUAUGGUUGAAUGCAGUUGUCUAUGACAACAGGAAUAAAUUAAAUAAAUUGUCAAGAACUUGAUAACUCUGUA
Carassius carassius (crucian carp) is the source of this 3827-nucleotide messenger RNA. RefSeq names its product folliculin-interacting protein 2-like. The record is from RefSeq and is a predicted model, not a curated record. Bases 193 to 2877 code for a protein of 894 amino acids. NCBI's taxonomy places the organism in Eukaryota, Metazoa, Chordata, Actinopteri, Cypriniformes, Cyprinidae. The transcript has 18 exons. Gene Ontology annotation, molecular function: protein-folding chaperone binding; ATPase inhibitor activity. Gene Ontology annotation, cellular component: cytoplasm.